AUGAAUUUAAUAGAGGAUGGUUAUACAAUUCAAUUAGAGGCCGAACAUGGGAAGAUAUCCAAAAAUCAAGAUAUUAAUGUGCAAACUCCAAUUUCCUUCGAAGAUUUAAGCAAAAUUAUGCAACGUGGAGAUAUUGUUUCUGCAACUGGUUACCCAAUUCGCAAAGACAAUGGUUCAGCUACUCUCCAAUUGACAUGCUUACCACAUAUAUUGACUCCAAGUCUGGCACCGGUGCCCAGAAAAUUAGAGGAUCCAGAAACCCGUAUUCGAAAUCGACAUCUUGACCUUCUUGUCAACAACGAUGUCGCCGCUACUCUGCGGCUUCGUUCAAAAAUCACACAGCAUAUCCGUGAUUUCCUCGUCCAAGACAAUUUCCUCGAAUUUCAGACCCCGAUCCUUGCCGAUAAGGCUUCAGGUGCCAUGGCCCAACCGUUCAAAACAAACGCAACAGAGUUCCCCGAAAAGGAGUUAGCUCUCAGAAUAGCUCCUGAAUUAUGGUUAAAACGUCUGGUCAUCGGUGGUUUAGAUCGAGUCUUCGAAAUUGGCCCUGCGUUCAGAAAUGAAGGUCUUGAUGCUACACAUAAUCCGGAAUUCACAACCUGUGAAUUUUAUAAAGCGUAUGCCGACAUUGAGGAUCUUAUUUCCAUGACCGAGAACUUGAUUUCGGGUCUUGUAUAUCUCGUCAAUGGAUUGCGUGUCGAUCCUCAACAUGUAAAAUACAUGCCUUUUACGGAACUUCCACGCUUCGAAGAGGAUUUAUACACAAAGCCCUUUAAAAGAAUUGAAUUUAUACCCGCAAUCGAAUCUGCAAUCGAAGAAAAGCUACCUGAUCUCCAAAAAGAUGACGCUGGAGAAGACUUGCUCCAACUUUUCAGAAAAUAUGACCUCGAAGUUCCCGAAAACCCAACUCUCCCCCGCCUCCUAGAUAAGCUCGCAUCCAUCUACAUCGAGCCCCUCUGUUCCGAUCCCACGUUUAUUAUGCACCAGCCCUCCUGCAUGGCGCCCCUCUCAAAAUCGUUCCUCGAUCCUACUACCAAGCAACUCGUAUCCGCACGGGUGGAACUCUUCAUACAGCACCAAGAAAUAGCAAAUAUGUAUGAAGAAGAGAAUUCGCCAUUUGAACAGCGGUACAAAUUUGGUGAACAGUUGAAAUUUAAGGAUAUAGAGAACCCCAUGGAUAAAGUGGAUGAGGGAUAUAUUCAAGCGUUGGAGGUGGGAUUACCCCCUACUGGCGGAUGGGGAUGUGGAGUUGACAGGUUGGUCAUGUGGUUGAGUGGUGCGAAGAGGAUUAGUGAUGUGUUGCCAUUCGGAAGUUUGAGGAAUGUGGUUAAUUUAGGAGCGGCGGUUAAGAGGGAAAUGGGCGAAGGGGAGAAAGAAUGA
This is a messenger RNA of Sclerotinia sclerotiorum 1980 UF-70, 1380 nucleotides long. RefSeq lists its product as hypothetical. Gene Ontology annotation, molecular function: lysine-tRNA ligase activity; ATP binding; tRNA binding. Gene Ontology annotation, biological process: mitochondrial lysyl-tRNA aminoacylation. NCBI's taxonomy places the organism in Eukaryota, Fungi, Ascomycota, Leotiomycetes, Helotiales, Sclerotiniaceae. The transcript has 2 exons. The record is from RefSeq and is a predicted model, not a curated record. Gene Ontology annotation, cellular component: mitochondrion; cytoplasm. Bases 1 to 1380 code for a protein of 459 amino acids.